AUGAAUAUCCAAGCUUUUCCAUGGAUUCUUUGGCAUUUGUGGAAGUCAAGGAAUGGCCUGGCCUUUGAAAGGAAGCACUACUCUUCGGUCUCUGUUCUAACAAAAGCGAAGGAGGAAGCACACGUUUGGUUCGAGAUCAAUGCAUCAGGAUCUGACGAGGUCCAAACCUCUUUGGUGGUGCCGCGAGACCCCGCAGCUUGGAUUAAACCCCCUCCAAGUCAUCUAAAAUGGACAAGAGAGGAAGCUGAGCUGAGAGCUAUCAACUGGGCGGUCUGUGAUAUGGUGUCCACUCGCCAACAGAAGAUCAUAUUCGAAUCUUCAUGUGUGUUGGCUAGAGACAUACUCAUUGCUCCUUCUGAGUUUUCUGAGAUGGGUCAUUUUACAAAUGACAUUCAUUUUCAUCUCAGUGCACUACAGGAGUGGAGCUUUCAUCAUUGUGAGCAAAAGAGAAAUGUUAUUGCUACAAGUGUAACUACUGAUCAUCGGUAUCACUCAUACAUUGUUCGUGGCGGUCCAACCUGGUUGUUGCAGAGGAUUGAGAAUGAAGCACUGACCUAA
Brassica oleracea var. oleracea is the source of this 558-nucleotide messenger RNA. RefSeq lists its product as uncharacterized. The record is from RefSeq and is a predicted model, not a curated record. The coding region runs from base 1 to 558 and encodes 185 amino acids. The transcript is spliced from 2 exons. Gene Ontology annotation, molecular function: nucleic acid binding; RNA-DNA hybrid ribonuclease activity. Lineage: Eukaryota; Viridiplantae; Streptophyta; Magnoliopsida; Brassicales; Brassicaceae.